Messenger RNA from Drosophila innubila, 1442 nucleotides. RefSeq lists its product as uncharacterized. The coding region runs from base 128 to 1321 and encodes 397 amino acids. NCBI's taxonomy places the organism in Eukaryota, Metazoa, Arthropoda, Insecta, Diptera, Drosophilidae. The transcript has 4 exons. The record is from RefSeq and is a predicted model, not a curated record.
ACGUUCGUUUGCGGCGGCAAGUUCAAAAUACUCUCGAUUCUCGGGCCGCGUUGACGACAAUGUGCCAAGUGCCUGCUCGGCCAUAUCCAAACCGAGACUCCGUACAAGCAAUCAUAGCACGUAUAUAAUGAAUUCGGCAUUUGUUUUGUUGUUUUUAAUCACUGGGCAAUUACUACUGACCAGCAAUGGAGUUUUGGGCAGUUGCUCUUUUGGUGCUGGAAUGCGCAUCGAAGGGGAUCAGUUGUUGCUGAAGGAUGUGCAGCAUUCGCGUCCUGCCGACACCACUGAAUCGGCGAAUGUUGUUUUCAAAUAUAAUAUAGAAGAACCGAUAACCUACAUUGAAAUUGCAUCGGAGGAAAAUAUUUCAGCCGAAGUGCAAUUCAGCUAUUCUGAUACUUUGAUCGUAGGCAAGGUUCGCCUUGUUUAUACAUUUGAGAAUGAGUCUUCCACCAUUGACGAUGAUGAGAGCGGUGAGAAUUUCCCAGAUGAAUUCGAUGUGAUUAUCAGAAUCUUUGGCUACAAUGACACAAUGUUGAAUUUGAACCCGGCGCUACUGCUCAAUCGCGGUACACAGUAUGUUGGUCAAAUGAUACCCUACUAUAACUUGGAGAAACUGAUAAAGGAGACUACUGAGGGCUACGAUGAGUUCAUCAAUAGCACGGACUAUGAAGUUAAAGACAAGACCAUUGAAAUUGGAGAACGACAAGCGGGUGAUGAUUUAAUUUAUGAAACGUAUCAGACAUCGCCGGAUACAACCAAGAUGCCGUCUAAUCACACACUCGUCUUCUACUACAUUGACAGCACUUACAUAACCUAUGUCAAGUUCGUCAUCUUUGAUCAUUUUUCGGAUAAGGUGAGCACUGCUGAAAACUACAAAGCGCCUGUGGCCGAGUACUCUCAUUACUCGCCCGGUAGCUUGAAGGCCACCAUAACGGACUUCAAUAUCACAUCCAUGUUUGCGCAAAUGUUUAUCUACGGUUACCGUGGUCGCGAUUCCGUUCCUCCGGACUACAAACCGUUCCUACCGCCACCGCAUUAUCAUCGAAUGUCGAACAAUGAUGUGACCACUUCGUCAUUGAUACAUGACAUACAACUGUCACUACUCAGGGGUGGUCUGUCAACACAAUCCCCUGAUGAUUAUGAUGAUGCUGAUGAUGCUGAUGAAGACGAUAUGGUGGAGCAUAGUAUACGACCCGAGGAUAUGGUGCCUGAUCAUGUACCAGAGGCCAGGAGUAUACCAAAUGCUGCACUUGUCCAACAGGGAUCGACGGGGCAGCGACUGUAUGCCAUGCUGGGGCUGAUGCUAUUUGCUGUUGCAUAAUUGGACCCUCGAGUCAGGGCUACACACAUUAGUUAACCAUUGAAAAAGCUUUAUGAGUAGAGUUUAGUGCAACAUUUAUAACAUUGUAAUAUUUAACCAAAUAAACCUAUUAAACCUUUAG